Molecule: messenger RNA, 2106 nt
Organism: Rotaria sp. Silwood2
Lineage: Eukaryota; Metazoa; Rotifera; Eurotatoria; Philodinida; Philodinidae
Source: the annotation of a GenBank genome assembly
AUGUCGUCUUCAACAAAUUCUCAUUAUUAUUCACAUAACAAUCAUCAUCGAACAAGUUCACGUGAUACAUCCUAUUCUCAUCAUCAUCAAUCACUUCUGGAAUCUGUAUCAUCAGAAUCAUCAUCACCUGAAAGUAAUACAGUAACUUCUGAAAAAUAUCAUCGUUCAUCAACAACAAAAAAAAAACAUAAACAUAAUCGACAAAAAUCAUCUGAACGUAAAACAAGAACCCGUCGUUCAUCAUCUAGUGAUAAUAAUGAAUCUAAUCAACAUAGUCGAAAUUCUCAACGUUCGCGACAUGAUAAUACAAUAAAUCGAACGUCUCGUAAUUCCCAACAAACUUAUCAUCAUAUACAUUCACGUGAGACAACAAAUGAAAUAUCAACAAAUGAAAAUAAUUUUGAUGUAAAAACUAAAAAACGUACACAUCAUCAUACAGAUAAUAGUAAUUAUUCACCGAAAAGAAAUCGUCGAACAAGUCCAUUAACAUCAUAUCCAAUGUCAAUUUAUUCUUCACAUCAUUAUCAUCAACAUCAUUAUAGAAGAUCAAAAUAUCAUCGAAAAUCUUCGUCAUCAUCAUCACAUUCAAGUGAACAUUCAUCAUCAAACGAAAAUGAUAAUAAUAAUCAAUAUCAACGAUCAACAAAAGGAACACUUGCAUCCGAACUUGAUAAAAUAAGACCAAAAGUUAAUAAAAAUAAAACAUUAACAACUAAUAUUCAAACACAAAGUGAACAACAACAAUCAAAACCUGAUAAUGAUACAAAUACAAAACCCACUGAUACAACUCCUAAUACAAACCGUCCUGAUUUGACUUCGCGUCGUCGUUCAAUAAAUGUUCCUCCAUCUACUGGACAAACACAUUUAACACGUUCAUUACCAAUGCCACCAGAUUAUAAACCAGAUUCUUUUUCACCAUCAACUCCAAUAAAUACUUCUCCAAAUGUACCUGAUAAACCAAUCCGACGGCCAUUAAUUCUUCAACGUCGUGAUGAAAUGAUAAAAAAUCAAUGGGGUGAAAGAACUGUUGAAGUAUAUGAAAUCUUAGCAAAAAUUGGUGAAGGUACUUAUGGCGAGGUCUUUAAAGCACGCGAUAAAAUAACCGGUGAAUUAUGUGCAUUAAAAAAAGUUCGAUUAGAAAAUGAGAAAGAAGGUUUUCCAAUAACAGCUAUACGUGAAAUACAAAUUCUUCGUCAAUUGAUGCAUCCACAUAUUGUAAAUUUAAAAGAAAUUAUUAUGGAUGCACGUGCUAUAGCUGAUAUUAAAAACGAUACAUCAUUUUAUUUAGUUUUUGAAUAUUGUGAUCAUGAUUUAUUUGGUUUACUUGAUUCAGGUUUAAUCGAACUUGAUAUUGAACAUAUUAGAGCAUUUGUUUAUCAACUAAUGUCUGGUUUAGCUUAUUGUCAUCAAAGAAAAUUUUUGCAUCGUGAUAUUAAAUGUUCAAAUAUUUUAUUAAAUAAUAAUGGAAAAAUAAAAUUAGCUGAUUUUGGUCUUGCACGUUUAUAUAAUGCUGAUGACAAAGAUCGACCAUAUACAAAUAAAGUUAUUACAUUAUGGUAUAGACCACCAGAACUAUUACUUGGUGAAGAAAGAUAUGGACCAGCUAUUGAUAUUUGGAGUUGUGGAUGUAUUUUUGGUGAAUUGUUUACUCGACGACCAUUAUUUCAAGCACAACGUGAAGAUGAACAAUUAGAAAUGAUUUCACGUUUAUGUGGUUCACCAACACCAGCUGUUUGGCCUGAUGUUAUUCAUUUGCCACUUUUUGCAACACUUAAACAACGAAAAACUUAUCGGCGAAGAUUGCGAGAAGAAUAUCAAUAUCUUCCUGAACCUGCAUUAGAUUUAUUUGAUCGUAUGCUCGAAUUAGAUCCAUCUAAAAGAAUAAGUGCAAGUGAUGCUCUACAAUCAAAUUGGCUUAAAGAUAUAAACGAUGAUACAAUACGACCAUUAGGAUUACCAUUCGCACAAGAUUGUCAUGAAAUGUGGAGUAAAGAGCAUAAAAAAUUAAGCCGUCGUGGUUGGAGUGAAAAUGAAAUUCAAGCACAUUUUAAAGAACGUGAAAUAAUUGAAUAUCAACGAUAUAAUCAAGUAACUGGUAAGAUAUAA